AAGACCAAUGAGCUCCUUAAGGUCUAUGGUGGAUCCUCCGUGGCCUCGGACCUGGCGCAGGUCAAGUCCCUCGAGCGCUUGGGCAAGGAGCUCGACGCCGAGCGCCCCUUGGGGGAUCAGGUCACCUCCCUCACCACGAGACUGCGGAACUCCCGUGCCAAGGCCAAGCGCCUUCGCGAGGAGCAUGCUAAGAAGCAGCUGGUCAUCGACGAGCUGGUUGCCGAGUGGACGGUGCUCCAGGACUCUUUGGCCGAGGCAGAUGCCGAAGUCUUGCGGCUGGAGGAGGAGGUUCAGCGCUUGGGCGCCGACCGAGCCCCUCCACCCACUGCUGGCAAGCCCACGCUCCAUGAGCUGCUGCCGAAGUUCGCUGUGCACGUCCAGCAGCUUGGCGAGUUUGCCGUGGAGCUCGGCUUGGGCCCCAGCCUUCAGGCGGAGCUGGAGACGGCGGCCAAAGUCUUCGGGAAGCUCCAUGGGCUUCCCCAGGCGAAGCCGCCGGCGGCACAGGUGCAGGUCCUCGCUGAGGAAGCUGCCAAGGACAACGUGGAGAUCGAUAUCGACCUCAUGGAGUCCGCCGAGCUACGGGAGGCGUUGGAGGCGGCAGGAUUCACGCAGCCUGACGACGCCACCGACGCGGACAUGCGGGUGGCGUGCAAGCGUGUCCUCGACUCCUUCACGCACGCGGCUACGGCGCACAAGGUGAAGGAGAAG
This is a messenger RNA of Prorocentrum cordatum, 708 nucleotides long. The record is from the annotation of a GenBank genome assembly. Lineage: Eukaryota; Dinophyceae; Prorocentrales; Prorocentraceae.